CAUAAUUUUAGACAAUGGCGCACGCAAAUGCCAAAGUUGUCUCAAGAAUGUAAACACCGGAAUUCUCUCUUCAAAUUCUCAGUUUUACCAGCAAAGACUGUACUUGACAGGCGUUUGAAUGAUAUCAGAUGGUGGAAUGAACAAUCCUGCGUUAUGGGGGAUCCAAAACGAAAUGACUAUUCGCCGUUAUUGACACCUUUCGGGUCUGGGUUUAUGACAGAGGAGGACUACAGAGUGCAAUAUUGGCCACAGCUCGAGAGUGCAGUGCAGAUGCUCCUUACACAAGAACCGGGAGUUUUCAUGAAAAUAUCAUAUGAGCAAAUGUACAGUUGCGUAUACAAGUGUGUUUGUCAGCAGUUUGCUGAGAGAAUGUACUAUGACCUACGUAACACCAUCAUAUUACAUCUUCAGCAUAAAGCAGUCCAAUUGCAGCAUUGUUCUGAGAGUCAAGUAUUGGAGCAGUUUCAUUACAUAGUAAAACAGUAUACUCAGGCACUGGGAUCCAUUGUAGCUAUAUUCAGUUAUUUGAAUCGUUUCUACAUCGUACCUCGAAUCAAAAGUGAGCUUCGUGUUGAAUUAACCAAUGUCUUCAUACAGUACAUCGUUGACAUUCACAUAGCAAGAGUACUAGCCUUGCUGGAAGAGGCCCAAACUAAACCUUUUGCAGUGCACCCGAAAGUAGCCUCUGAAAUCACUAACAGUCUCUACUCAUUCAGUCAAGAUUAUGCUCAGUUGAAGCCUGCACUGUUUGCCAAGUACAUCCCUAACAUCCUACCUCCAACAAGGUUAGAAGAUAUCCCUGUAUAUAUCCAGGAAACCCAAAGACUACAACAAGAACUUAUUGGGUGCCAAGAAUUCAACAGACUAGGUCACAUAAGGAAGCGUACCAAUGAAGAUGAGCCAAUAAACAGAUGACAGUACUAGAUACAUUCAUCUUAACUCAAAUUUUAUCAGCUUCUGUGAGGCUCUACAAUGUAUAUGUAAGAAGGCUUUAGUUUUAUCUUUUUGCAAGUGUGAUGAAAUCUUUGGAUUGGAAUGAACUUAUCCUUUCCAACUUGCCACCUACUUUGUUCUAGAGAGGUUCUACAGGGAUGUCCAUUGUUGCAAUAAUGUUCUAUACUUGCUUUAUCUUCAGCAUUAUAGCCUGAGAAAGUAUUGGUAGGCAUAAAAUUACUUAUCAUUUAUCCUUUUACAUUGUCCCAUGAUGGUUUGAAUAAGAUGAACCAAACUCAACAUUAAACUAGGGAAUUAUAAGAAACUCACUCUAAGAUUAUUGAUGAUGUGAGCUUUCAAGGUUUAUGUGCUAUGUCAAACUGUUUUGAGUUUGCUGGGAGAUCAUGGCAAGACAUUCAACUUGGGAAUACUCCCCAGGGAGUGGUGAUUGUGCAUACACCUUAUAUACAGGCAAUCCUGAAUCCAGUGACCGGGGUUGUAAUAAAUUUGUCAGGUGCUUUAGAGAAAUUGUUCUGAUUUUGCUAUAUAAAUUCAAAAUUAUUAUUAACUGCUAAUGCUUCUCGUAUAGUAAGGAAAUGACCUGAUUGUCCAAAAAGACCCUGGUAGCCUGUUUGCUACAGUUUCAGAUUUUUGUUUCCUUUCCCAGUCAAUGUUGCCACUGAGUUAUGUCUAGUUGCUUGUUUUCCUUUUUGUGUGGCACACAUAAACAGUUGAUUGUGGAAUAGCAAUUCAUAAACAUGUAUUUUGAAAAAUCAUAUUGUAGAAAUUGCUGUGUUGUGUAUCAAUUCAAAACAUUUGUUUCCCUUUUCUUUUAACCUGAGAAAUUUCUUCAUAUAUCAGACGUCAUAGCAAAUGAAUUUUAAUGGCAAUAAUGUCAACACCCGUAACAGUUACUUUAUUAUAAAUUUAUUCCUGUUUGGUCAUUUGCAAGGUAAAUAUGUUCAGCUCUGACACUUAAAGACCCUGCUGAAAUUGUUCAAUCAUUUGUUUUUCAGAUCCCUUUCCCCGAUUCCACCAUGAACCAUGAAAGUUGUCAAUUUACAUAGUGCCACCAGCACUCAUAUAUGAUCUGGGGCACGUUGCAGAAAGAGUUGCAAUCAAUUGCAACUCUAAAAAUCAUGCGUAUUUGGGACGUGCAAUUGAUUUUUUGGCUUACGCUUAAACGCAACUCUUUCUGCAACGAGCAACUGAUGAAUUUACCCCUUCCCUUUGCCCCCUUGUCAAAAAAGGUUUCCUGAAAUCACACAAGUCACCAAUAUGGCAAGACAGUUUUGAGUUGAUUGAAAUUUUUUUGUAUGUUGUACUAUUUAUAAAAAGAUUUUGUUUUACAAGAUGAUAGAUGUGUGUUUUGUUAAAGGUUUUGUUGUGUAAUUUAUUGUGUAAAUAUUCCUUUCUUAUGUGAAGAUUUGAGUGCUUUUUUGUGAUAAGCUCAGGAAUGAUGUCAUUAUCUUUGUAUGGAAUUUAGGGUGAUUAUUAAUUCACAACAAUGCGACUCACAUCUUGAGUGAAAUUGAGUCUAUUUGUAAGAAGUAUUUCUUCUUUGUUUCAACUAUUAAAGCUAAACUUAUAUAGCUGUAGGUACAAUAAUUUCAUGGAGAAGUUUUUAAAAUCAAUGUUCAUUGUCACCAUAUCAUAAGUCUAGAUCUCUUGUUUCAGAGGGCUGUAUGUAAGUUACAAAUGACUUUAUACACAGACUGUGACCCUUUCUUCUUGAAUUCACCUAUCUUGGUGCAAUUAUUAGUAAAGAGGGUGAUGGAGAAAAUGACAUGAGAAGCAGAAUUAAUAAAGCCAGAAAUGUUUCUGUAAAACGAAACAAGGUGUGGAGGUCUAAGAAGUAUGGAAGGAAAACCAAAGUUAACCUGUUCAAAACAUUAGUCAGACCUGUACUUCUCUAUGGUUGUGAAACAUGGAAGAUCAACAAAAGUGAUGAAGUUAGAUUCGUUUCAAUAUCAAUGCCUUAAGAGCACUUCAAAUAUUGUGGCCAAAUAUUAUUGGCAUGGAGGAGCUCAAUAAUCUCACUAACUCGACAAGAUGAGUCAGGAAGUCAAAAGAAGACGUUGGAAUUGGAUAGGUCAUGUCCUCAGAAUGCAAGAUGACCAUCAUUGUUACACUGCUCUAACAUGGAAUCCAGGAGGAAAACACAAAAAGGGUAGACCAAAAACAACCUGGAGGAGAACUGUAGAGAAGGAGAGAAAUACCUAUGAAUGGAAGAGUUGGUAUGAGGCUAGGGGUUAUGCUAGAGACCGCCAAAAAUGGAAAGAAAGCGUGGAGGCCGUAUUUGCCACAGGGCACAAAUGAGGAUAGUAGUAGUAGUAGUUGAAGAUCCUUUCUUAUGCUAUAUGACAUAUCCCUAUGAUAUAUCCCUAAGCUGACGUAGCUCCUAAGAACAUGUUCCUGUCAUGUGUUCAAGUUGUACAAUUCUUUAUGAACAGUUUGAUGGAACACCCAACCGGUUCAUUUGCAUAAACUGAACAUUGUGAAAUCAUGAAAUCUAACCCGUAAAACGAUCACACCAAGGAUCGCAUACAUAGAUAAGUAAAUAUUGGAUGUUGCAUUGCUAUUUGUUUGGCGUCACCUGUGCCUGGGAGGCGUAAAGCCAACUGAAUGACUGUGACCCGCAGGUCUCUCCUGAUAUAACUGAUUGGAGGAGUGCUGGUGGACCACUACUCCAGGGUUCCCCCUAAUCUUGGUAAAAGACCUGUCAGAUGGCUUGAAUAUGUUUUGCUAUUUCUCAGCAAUUCCUACAUAUUUUUCCAUCAGAACUGUUUGGCUUAUAUGUACAAACAUCUUAUUGGAUUCUCUUGGUACUCUAUAUAAUAAUACACAAGAUUUAUAUAGCGCACUUUCCAUCUUGAUUAGAUGCUCAAGGCGCCUCAGAGCAGAACAACAAGAAGUAUUUACAA
Lytechinus variegatus (green sea urchin) is the source of this 3857-nucleotide messenger RNA. RefSeq names its product CDK2-associated and cullin domain-containing protein 1-like (gene cacul1). The record is from RefSeq and is a predicted model, not a curated record. The transcript has 9 exons. Gene Ontology annotation, biological process: ubiquitin-dependent protein catabolic process. Gene Ontology annotation, molecular function: ubiquitin protein ligase binding. Bases 28 to 915 code for a protein of 295 amino acids. NCBI's taxonomy places the organism in Eukaryota, Metazoa, Echinodermata, Echinoidea, Temnopleuroida, Toxopneustidae.